Xenopus tropicalis (tropical clawed frog) is the source of this 2224-nucleotide messenger RNA. RefSeq names its product E3 ubiquitin/ISG15 ligase TRIM25. Gene Ontology annotation, molecular function: zinc ion binding. Lineage: Eukaryota; Metazoa; Chordata; Amphibia; Anura; Pipidae. The record is from RefSeq and is a predicted model, not a curated record. Bases 34 to 1695 code for a protein of 553 amino acids. The transcript has a single exon. Gene Ontology annotation, cellular component: cytoplasm. Gene Ontology annotation, biological process: antiviral innate immune response.
UCUCUGCCUCAUUUAUACUUCCUGCUCCCAGUGAUGGCGGCUGCUGAUCUGAGAGAUGAGCUGAGCUGCCCUGUGUGCCGGGAGUUCUACACCGACCCUGUAACCCUGCCCUGUGGCCAUAACUACUGCCGGGUCUGUAUUGGGAGAUAUUGGGACUGGCAGGAGGGGAUAGAGGAGGAUCUGACCUGCCCGGAAUGCAGACACAGGUACUGGGGGCGCCCAGAACUGAAAAUAAAUGUGACACUGAGCAGCUUAGUGCAGCGUCUCCUCCCUACUCCCCCCGAGCAGCAUGGGCCUGGGAUCUACUGUACUUCAAUCUACUACUCCCUUGUUACUGACUGUAGAUCCGGCCGGGUUACUGCCUGCUCUACAUGUCUCCUGUGUAACAUGUCUCUGUGCUAUGAACAUGCCACAGCACACAGCAAUAUUACACAACAUGAAUUAACUGCCCCCACCCCCUCCCAGAGGGACAGACACUGCCCCAAGCACCCAGAGCUGCUGCUGGAGUAUUACUGCCCCCAGGAUGGAGUCUGUGUCUGUGCCUCGUGCUACAGGGUGGGGGAGCACAGGGACCACAGGGUGGAGACACUGAGUGAGGCCUCAGAGAAGAAGAAAGAGAAACUGAGGGAAGUUCUGGAGAAACUGAGCCCCGAGAGAGAGGAGACUGAGGGGCAAAUCCAGAGGCUGCAGGAGCGCUUGAGGGAAGUGCCGGGGAAAGCAGCCGGAGAGACAGAGAGAGUCACUGCCCUGUUUAGGGGCAUCAGGAAAUGGCUGGAAGCCCUAGAGAAGCAACUCCUGAGGGACAUCUCCUGGCAACAAGAGAAGAUUUCCCUCAAACUCCUUGAGCUGAUCCAUCAGCUGGAGAUAAAGAAGGACGAGCUGUACAUGAAGACCCGUCACAUUGAGGAGCUGUGCAACAUGGCAGCUCCACUCACUGUCCUACAGGCACGGGAACCUGAUGGGGCUGAAUUUUAUGAGGCUGAGGGGGGCAACAGAAAGAGCAGAAAGAUGGAGGAUAUAAAUGCCCCGGCUGUAGGGGAUCUGGAUGUGGGUCGGAUCUCAGAGACAUUACUCACAGGGUUGGAUCAGAUUGUACUUGGGGUAAAGGGAUGGCAGUCCCCUGGGCAGGAGGCUACAGACCUGGUACUGGAUAUAAACACGGCUGGGAAUUAUCUAUCUAUAUCAGGGGACAGGAAAUCUGCUUCCUUGUCUUCAACCUCUAAAAGUCCCCCAGAAACCCCAGAGAGAUUUAAGACCCCUCAGGCUUUAAGCACCAGGAGUUUCCCCUCAGGGCGACAUUACUGGGAAAUGGAGGUCAGUGAGUCAGGGGAGCGGCGGGUAGGUGUGGCCUAUCCCAGUAUGGAGAGAGAUGGAGAGAUUGGGGAUAACAACAAAUCCUGGUGUUUAGUUAUAUAUAAAGAUAAAUAUUCAGUGAGACAUAGAGGUAAAAGCACACACUUACCUCUCAAGCCUUCCUACAGGAGAAUCAGGAUCAGGUUGGACUAUGAGGCCGGACUUGUGUCCUUUUAUGAGCUGAGUGAGCCAAUCAGGCACUUACACACCUUCACUGCCUCCUUCACUGAGCCCCUUCAUGCUGCAUUCGGGGCACGGCAGGGUGGUCCUUAUUAUUGUAGUGAUGAUGGUGAUGAAGAUGUCUGGGUGAGAAUCAUUAGUAAGUGCAGUGACAGCCCCUGAGCACUAGGGGGAGAUAUAGAGAAAUAGUGUAACAGUACCAGCUGAUCCAGGCUCAGGAAAGAAACAUUAUUACUAUUAGCAGGUUAAUGAUUUACUCUGUAAUCUUUGUUUGGUGAAUUAUUGUAAGGCCCCUGUUUGUUAUAAGUUAAUGUUAUAAAUACAUGAUGAUGAUGAUGAUGAUGAUGAUGAUGAUGAUGAUGAUGGGAAUGUGUGGAAGAAAUGGACAAGUGGCCAAACUCACACGGUGACCCUCCCUCCCAGUGGGACAGAUUUAGGCAGUGGUCGUAUCCUGCCCUUUAUCAGUCUAUUUUAAUGGGGGUAUGAAACCCACCAAACCCACUGCCCAUUAUGGGUGGGACAAACCGGGGCAGUAAGCAGCCAUUUUCUUCCCACUCCUUAAUCUAACGCUGCCUCCCUGUAGUGUUACAUUCUCUUUUCUUUUGCAUUUAUGGAAGUCAUUCAAAUUUUCACAUGAAAUGUUCCCUGCGUGAGACUUGUCUCAGGAAAUUCCUACAAUUGUUGACAUUUA